Brassica rapa (field mustard) is the source of this 1578-nucleotide messenger RNA. RefSeq lists its product as uncharacterized. Lineage: Eukaryota; Viridiplantae; Streptophyta; Magnoliopsida; Brassicales; Brassicaceae. The record is from RefSeq and is a predicted model, not a curated record.
AUGACUGUAAGGGCCUUUGGAACCGUUGAAGAAGGAACCAUCGAAGAAGGAACCGCGAGGAUAGUCCCACUCUCCGUCAUCGACACUAUGGAUGUUGCUGAAGUUAAAUCGCGUGAUUACCCUCCAGGACUUUACCCUGGAGGAGAAACAAUUGGACUGGAUGUGUGGGAAGAACUGGUGAACUCUCCCAUUGGAGUAGUUGCUAGGCUAGCUGGACGCGAAAGCGUAUGGUCUGGUCCAUUGCCAAUAGAAAGGUUUGAAGCUGAUCAAUACAAAGAGUUUUUGGAGGAGUUGAAGGUGCCGCUUGGGAUGGGACCCAAGUUAGAUAAACUGAAGGAAGCAUUAGCGUUCUGUCCGCUUUUUAAUUUUGAAACGCGUAAGUGGUUGGGGCUGCUACUUCUUCAAGCCAUGGGAGUCUAUUGUUUGCGUCACAAGUCAAGGAUACCUUUUGAAAGUGCAAUAAGGGUAUUCGACGAUGAAGCCAUGGGGUUGUAUCCAUGGGAUCGGACUGCAUACGAAGUUUUCAUUGACUCUAUUAACACGUUGGCCCCAGAAGGAGGGUCAUACACAAUAAGCGGCAUGACCGUCGCGUUAUUGAUUUGGGCGUAUGAAUAUGUCGCCUGGUUCGGUGAGAAUUUUGGGAGGGUGGUGAAUAAUGAAGACGUUCUGCUUUUGCGAUGGGGUGUAAAGCGUACACGUGCAAGUUUUGAUAACUUGUUGGCUGCCGAAAUCAAAGAGCAUGGCGAGGGUAAUGCGCAGGGGAAGGGGAAUGAGAAGAAGAAGAAAAUGAAGGGUGGAGUUUCGUCAGAAGCUGAGCCACCCACUAAGAAGCAAAAGAAAGUUAAGACACAGAAUGAGUCUGAAGUUGCUGCAGCGGGAAAGGGUUCUAGCGAGAAGGAAGGUAGCAAAGAUUUGGAGUUGGAGAAUAAAGCGACCCUGAAGACCAUUGUGAGUACUCUGGAUAAUAUUUCCAGGAAAUUUGAGCAGUUUGACUCACGGUUGGAAGCUUAUGAGUUAGACCGGAACAGACCAUUGAUGGACAAAAAGACCAUUGAUGACAGCGUGAAAGCUUUACUGGAGGAGCAUCUGAAAAAUUUGGCGAAGGAGCUUGAUAAGGAAUCAGGGGUGAAAAGGACUUCGGCUGAGGAGUUUGGUAGUGUCGCUAAAACUACUGAUCUUGAUAGUCAACAUGUUGAUUUCGCAGAUGUUGCGUUUAAGAGGAAGGACAAGGCUGAGGCUAAGAAAAAAGAUGCUGAGGCUAAGAAAAAAGAUGCUGAGACUAAGAAAAAAGAGGCUGAAGCUAAGAAAAAAGAGGCUGAGGGUAAGAAGAAACAAGAGGCUGAGGGUAAGAAAAAAGAGGCUGAGUUAAAGAAGAAACAAGAGGCUGAUUUAAAGACGCGAAAACAUGUUGAGUCAAAGAACGAGGUGACUCCAUCUGGAGAGGACAGUGUAUUUGCUGAUGUGACUGACGAAGUUGUUGGGAGAGAGAAAGAAUUCACGCCGGAGUCUGACGUCGAGGGAUGUGAACUGCUUAGAUCUGCCAUAGUUAAUGAAUAUCGGGAGAAAAGUGUCAGUUAA